Molecule: messenger RNA, 5080 nt
Organism: Rosa chinensis
Lineage: Eukaryota; Viridiplantae; Streptophyta; Magnoliopsida; Rosales; Rosaceae
Product: disease resistance protein RPV1
Exons: 8
Coding region: 336-3836 (1166 amino acids)
Biological process (GO): signal transduction
Molecular function (GO): ADP binding; protein binding
Source: RefSeq, a predicted model, not a curated record
UGAUUUGUCUAAUAAUGAGCGAGGAAUAUUCACCUUUCUGCUGAACAGGAUGUUAUCCCCCGAGCUUUGACCUUCUGUGGGUGUUCCAUAGAAACAUAUUGUCCUCGAUCCAAUCUCGUGGAUCUGUAAUAGCUGAAGCAAUUAGAAACAUGGAUAUUUCACGUCUCUUGUGGAUCUGAUAUUUCGAUCGUAAGUUGUAUCCUCCAAUCCAAUCUUGGAGCUAGCUUCCGAACAGCUUCUGCAUUGAGGAGUACUUCAGCAUACAUCAACAACACAUCUUUUAAGUUUCAGCUUCCCUCUCUCCUUUGCUUCUUCACUGUUGUUUUCUAGUUUAAAUGGCCUCGAGCUCCCAAACAAGCUCUUCAUCUCUUCCUUCGUCAUCAGCUCCUCAGUGGAAGCAUGAUGUGUUUCUCAGCUUCAGGGGUGAAGACACCCGGAAGGGUAUUGUAUCCUCUUUAUACCAUGAAUUGAAAACCAGAGGAAUACAAACAUUCAUGGAUGACCAAGGGCUUCAGCAAGGGAUGCCUAUUUCUCCAAGUCUCCUAACAGCGAUUGAGGAAUCCAGGUGUGCAGUCGUUCUUCUAUCGCCAAACUAUGCUUCUUCUACAUGGUGUUUGGAUGAACUUGCAAAGAUUCUCCAAUGCUCUGAAGCCAAGAAGACACUGCUUCUGCCAAUUUUUUAUAAUGUGGAUCCCUCUCAUGUGCGACAUCAAAAGGGAAGUUUUGCAGAAGCCUUCACUAAGCAUGAAGAGAGGUAUAGGCAAGGCAAUGAUGAUGCAGAGAAGGUGAACAAGUGGAGAGCUGCUUUAACACAAGUGGCCAAUCUCUCUGGGUUGGAUUCAAACAAAUUUGGGUCUGACAGAGAACUUGUCCAACGCAUUGUGGAACUUGUGCGCCGUGAUGUAAGGCCUAUUUCAAUAAUGUCGAGCAGCAAUUUUGAAGCAUUUGAAUCAACAAGAAAAGCCAUGAAGGAGCUGAUGGAGGCAUUAGAAGAUGAUGAGGUCGCUGCCAUUGGGGUCUAUGGAAUGGGAGGGGUUGGGAAGACAACCAUGGUGAAACAUGUCGGUGCACAAGCCCAAAAAAUGGGGCUUUUUGAUCGUGUGAUUAUGGCUGUUGUAUCCCAAACCCCAGAUACAAGAAAUAUUCAAGGCGCACUUGCGGAUCUGCUGGGCUUGACAUUGGUGCAGGAGUCAGAUAUUGGACGAGCCGAUAGAUUGCAGACGGAGAUACUUGGAAGAAAAAAGAUCCUUAUAAUCUUAGACGACAUUUGGAAGACACUUGACUUGUCAAGCAUUGGAAUUCCCAGCUACAACUACCUUCAAAUCCGCAAGUCCAAACUGCUAUUCACCACAAGGAGAUCGAAUGUUUGCCAUACCAUGGGGAGCCAAGCAAAAAUUCAUCUCAAUAUCUUAUCAGAAGAUGAUGCUUGGAACUUGUUUUUGAAGAAGGCAAGAAGGUCUUUUCAAAAGUCUAGCCCUUUCUAUGAAGUAGCCAGAAAGGUAGCUAGAGAAUGUGCUGGUCUCCCAGUUGCAUUGAUUGCAGUUGCGAGGGCACUUGGAGAUAAAGAUUUUAAAGACUGGAAACUAGCAGCUCGACAACUUGAGAUGUCUCAACCUGCCAACCUUGACGAGGAGAAAGAUGUGUUCAAGUGCAUUAAGUUGAGCUAUGAUUACCUUGACAGUGACGACGCCAAGUCUUGCUUCUUGCUUUGCUGCCUAUUCCCAGAAGAUUAUGACAUCCGUGUUGAAGACUUGAUGAGCUAUGGGUUCGGAACAGGGUUGUUUCGACAUGUCAACAGCACAAUAGAAUAUGCCAGAGUCAGAGCACAUUCGGUUACUAGAUACCUUAAAGCUUCUUGUCUGCUUUUGGAUGGGACAAAAGAAGGAUAUGUAAGGAUGCAUGAUGUCAUUCGAGAUAUGGCCAUAUCCAUUGCACUCUCUGUAGAUGGCCACGCCUCUUUGGUGAAAACUAAUUGUCAUUUGAAAGAUUGGUCGAUGGAUGCGGACGAAGGCUACUCAGCAAUCUCACUAAUCGAGAGCAACACUUGCAAGCUUCCCAACAAGUUGGUAUGUUCAAAACUUCAGAUUUUAUUGCUACAAAAAAAUGAUGGUAUAAGAGAGAUCUCAAAAACCUUUUUUCAAAGCCCCAAUGAUUUAAGGGUCUUAGAUCUUAGGAAAACUGGCAUUUCAUCACUGCCCCCAUCAUUCAGUCUCCUAGCCAGACUCCAAGCUUUGCAUUUAGAUGAUUGCGAGUCCAUCAUUGACAUAUCCCUACUUGGAAAACUGAAAAAGCUUGAGAUUCUUAGUAUGAGACACUGUGACUCUAUUAAGAAAUUUCCAAAAGAGAUUGGAAAUUUGACGAAUUUAAGAAUGUUGGACUUGACUGGAACCCGUUUUAAGACAGUUCCCUCUCAAGUGAUAUCAAGGUUGUAUAGAUUGGAAGUACUGUACAUGAGAUGUUAUUUUGGCAAGUGGGGUUGUAAAGCUGCCGGAGGCUGCUUGUGUUUUCUUUGUAAGAAUGCUAGCUUUGAUGAGUUAAUUGGCUUGCCAAGUUUAAACACUUUGCAGGUUUCCGUAUGUGGUGCAGAACGCUUGCCUCAAAACGUUGAGGUCAAUCCAAAUUGGGACAGGUUUUGUAUAAUUAUGGAAGGAUACGGCACGGACAUUUGUCGCAUUUAUGAUUAUGACGAGGGCUUCCCACAUCGUUUUUCAAGAACAUUGAUCACGGUCGAAACCAUGAAUAACUUACCCGAUUGGUUCAUCAGUGUAGUGACAGAAAGAACAGAUUAUUUAUGGUACAGAGGUCGCCAUGGCUUAACUAACCUUCUCGAGGAACACGACUGUGGGAGAUUACAUGGACUCAAGUAUUUGUGUAUAGAAUCUUCCGAAUAUGUGGAAGUGUUGUUGAACACAAUAACAUGGACUAGGGUGUCAAAUGAACCUGUGUUUGAGAACUUGGAAGAGUUGGAAUUCUCCGGGGAUGGCUUGGAGGAGCUAUGUGUCGGUGAAUUACCACCUGGCUCUCUACGUAAUCUAAAGAAAUUGAUGAUGGGUAUGUGUCCUUGCUUGGUGAAACCGCUUUUACCGUCAAAGUUGUUGCACAGAUUAGAGAGUCUGGAAGAACUAUGUUGUUCUCUUAUGAAGGAAAUGAAAUAUGUGUUUGGAUUUGAAGGGCAUGAACCACAACACGUUGUCUUGACGAGGCUGAGAAUGAUUUCAUUGGAAUCCAUGGACAGCUUAAUAAACAUAUGGGAUGGUCCUGCUCCAUCUGGAAUCUUCCAGAGUCUCAAAAUCAUUUCCUUGGUUAAUUGCCGGAAACUGGAAUAUCUCUUCACAUCUGAUGUAGCUCGAUGUCUUUUGCAAUUGGAAGACGUUGUGGUACAGAAUUGCUUUAGCUUGGACAGAAUAAUUGAAGCGAGUGAGGAAAUAGAGAGCAACAGGAUCGUUCUUCCACAGUUGAAGAACUUGGUUUUAAAAGAUCUUCCAAAGCUCACAAGGCUGUCCAGUACAAGCAGCAGUACUAUUGAUAUUGAAAUCGAGUGCCCUACAUUGGAACGCUUAUAUGUCUCUGCGUGCCCCCAGUUAUCAAUCCCUGCUUCUGGUUUCAACAGCAGCAACGAACACUCACUAUUUAAUUGGGGUUAUAGCGAUACACUACGGAGUAGUAUCGAGGCCGUGAGUUACCGCUCACACUUUCCACCUUCGAUGAGUGCGCGCUUACUUUUGGCACUUCUGCGGACAACACUGAUUUCGACCAAGAGGGCCCCAGUGACGUGGCCAGUUGCAUGUUUUGCCGUCAUGGUCUUGUGUUUAAUGGUAUUUUGGCAUGUGGGAUGAGGCCUCCACUUACUUGCCAUCAGCCAUGGCAUAUUGCUUUUAUAAUAAUUACCCUCUCCGCCCACUGCCGUUGCGUCUCCAUGCUGCACCACCACAUCUUCCGAAACCAGUGCACAAUCGCCACCCUCUUCAAAACCCGAAGUCUGAGCAAAGCAAAUUCGCUCAACACGGAUGGAUCUGAGCAUGAACACGCACCAAGUUUUCAAGACCUGCAGUCGUAGUAGUAAUCGACGUGAUUACGGGGUGAAAGGUUUGAUCGAUUUUGAGUCCUUGAUCUUACUCUGAAGAAGAAGAAGAAGAAGAAUCACCCACACACUGAGAAAGUUUUGAGGUGCUAAAUCAGAAAAGUGCUACUUCACCAAAUCUCCCUGCUGUUUCUUCAGUACUGCUUCUAAGGAGCAGUAUGGGUAUUACUGAAGCAUUGCAAUUGCAGGUCCAAAAGCGGCUUCAUGAACAACUUGAGGUAUGUAGUUGGAAGCCAUGCACUGUCUUUAACUCUUUAUGCCUCUGAGCUGGUUGUUGGUUGGGAUCUGUUUACAAGAUUUUGUAGAGAUUCGGAAUAUAUAGACAUUUUAUAUGCCAGAGUUUUAGUCCUGAGAAUAACUAAUGAUUUCUUCUGAUUUGCUUCUUCUUCUAUACAAACUACAUGCUGCUAUUAUGACUUGCACAUUUCCAGAUAGAGUUUUGCUUUACAGUUACAGAGUUUGGUUAUGAUGUGGUACUUACAUGUCAAAACAAUGUCCAUUAUUUUGGUCUUUGUAGUAGGCAGAUGGAUGAAAAGGUUUAUAAAGUUGAGGUGACUGCUCAUGAGUGAUAAUGAGCUUUGCUGAAUGAAAUCAAGCCUUAGUAGGUUUAGAUCAAGCAGCUUUGGCAAUUUGAAGCCACCAACUGUGGGGUUUAUGAGUCAAAAGUAGUAAAGUUGGGCGGUUGAGCUGAUGAGCCAAUGAAUUGUAUUUCAUCGAGUUAUGGGGUAUAUUUAUAACUAUGUAGGCCUAUAAACAGCUUUGAUCCCAUUCUCCAUCACCCAAUCUUUCUCUUGGUUCUUAUGGGCUCUUCUUCACUUUAUUACACAACCUAACAAUUUGGAACAAGCUGACUUAAAUCUUCAGCUGAGAUGAUCCUCUUGUUUAUUACUUUUAUAUUUCCAGUCCUAAACAAACCCAAAAUGGAUGUUAUUCAAGUGAUGCAAACCCAUCAUAGUCAAAUGAUGAUGUUAUUCAUGAAUGCCAAAACCAUCGUCUUCA